Messenger RNA from Grus americana (Whooping crane), 1695 nucleotides. It is a transcript of the gene GDF6, whose product is annotated as growth differentiation factor 6. Gene Ontology annotation, cellular component: extracellular region. Gene Ontology annotation, biological process: BMP signaling pathway; SMAD protein signal transduction. NCBI's taxonomy places the organism in Eukaryota, Metazoa, Chordata, Aves, Gruiformes, Gruidae. The transcript has 2 exons. Bases 60 to 1259 code for a protein of 399 amino acids. The record is from RefSeq and is a predicted model, not a curated record. Gene Ontology annotation, molecular function: growth factor activity; cytokine activity.
CGCCGGAGCCGCACGUCGGGCCGCCCUCCUCUUCCUCCCCACCGCCGCCGCCUCUCGCUAUGAAUGCACGCCGGGCGCUGCUCUCCGCCGCCUUGCUCGCCAGCCUCCUCUGGGAUUUACCUUGCUGCCUCCCGGCUUCCCUCCCCGCCGCCUCGGAGCUCGCCGCCUCCUCCAAGGGCGGACGGGGCCGCAGGGUGCCGCGGUCCCCACGGGAGAACCGCCCGCGGCAAGGGGGACACGCCGUGGGCCGGGCGCUCCCACGGGUGGAACCCCACGAGUACAUGCUGUCUCUGUUCAGGACUUACUCCAUCGCGGAGAAACUGGGCAUCAACGCCAGCUUUUUUCAGUCGUCCAAGUCCGCCAACACCAUCACUAGUUUUGUAGACAGGGGACGAGACGAUCUCUCGCCCGCUCCCUUGAGGCGGCAGCAGUAUGUGUUUGAUGUAUCGACCCUCUCCGAGACGGAGGAGCUGGUGGGGGCCGAGCUGCGGCUCUUCCGCCGGGCCCCCCGCGGCCGCCCGCCGCCCGCCGCCCCGCUGCACAUGCAGCUCUUCCCCUGCCUCUCGCCGCGGCCGCUGGACUCCCGCGCCCUGGACCUGCGGGCCGCCCCGGCCGCCGGCUGGGAGGUCUUCGACGUGCGGCAGGGCCUGCGGGAGCAGCGGCCCUGGAAGCGGCUGUGCCUGGAGCUGCGGGCCUCGGCGGGCCGCGGGCCGCCGCGCUGGUUGGACCUGCGGGGCCUGGGCUUCGGGCGCCGGACGCGGCCGCCGCAGGAGCGGGCGCUGCUGGUGGUCUUCACCCGCGCCCGGCGGCGGAGCCUCCUCGGGGAGCUGCGCGCCGAGAUGGGCGCGCCGCCGCCGCCCGCUGCCCGCCGCCCGCCGCCCCGGCGCCAGCGGCGCACCGCCUUCGCCAGCCGGCACGGCAAGCGGCACGGCAAGAAGUCCCGCCUGCGCUGCAGCAAGAAGCCGCUGCACGUCAACUUCAAGGAACUGGGCUGGGACGACUGGAUUAUCGCCCCGCUGGAGUACGAGGCCCACCACUGCGAGGGGGUCUGCGACUUCCCGCUGCGCUCCCACCUGGAGCCCACGAACCACGCCAUCAUCCAGACCCUCAUGAACUCUAUGGACCCCGGCUCCACGCCGCCCAGCUGCUGCGUCCCCACCAAAUUGACUCCCAUCAGCAUCCUCUACAUCGACGCGGGCAACAACGUGGUGUACAAGCAGUACGAGGACAUGGUGGUGGAGUCCUGCGGCUGCAGGUAGCGGGCGGGACGCCCCUCGGCGGCAGCCGGGGCUGCGUCUUGGCGGAGAUGCGCCGGCAGCGGCGAGCGGGGACGGCCCCCGCCCGCCCGGAGCGUGGCCGGGGCGAAGGGGACCGGCGGGCGGCGCGGAGGGGCGUGUGCCGGCGGCCCCGGCGCCUGUUUUCCGCGGCAGCUGCCCGCGGCGGCAGCGGGGGCUCGGGCAGCGCCUGCCCGCGGCUGCCGUGAGGGGAAGGGCGAGCGGGCAGGGCAGGCGGCGAGGCCCCCGCCGGGUCCCUUCCCUGCUUUCCUUCCCUCCCCUGGGGUUUAUCUGGCGAUCUGUCCUCCUCCCUCCGAAGGUGACGGCAAUUUACCAAGUACAAAAAGAGUCGGGGGAGGGAGAGGGAGCAGACUGAUCCCUCUCUCUGAAGUUGCUCUGAAGAGGGCUGUUUCAUUUCUGC